UACACCGCCUUUAAAUCCUGAACGAAAAAGAUACGUUUUCCCGGCCCCCUCUCAGCUCCUGUCCGAGCCGUCCGCCUCACAAAGGAUUUGCAGACGUUCGGGAAUUCCGCGUUUCAUUCCUUUUUUUAGAGCAGGAUAGGCCCGCCCCUUUCUUCAUUUGUCAACAGAAAGAGGAUUUGACAACACUGCGAAAGGACCGCCCAUCAUGCCCAAAUAAGGUUAAUUUGCCCAUACACGGCAAACAAUCGAUUUGAGUGUAACAUUUUCCCUUCCUUAUCCCGUUUAUAUGGUAGGUUCACUUCCGCCGUUGAUGUUAAAGCAGUGCUAUCAUGGCGGAGCGCGUUCAGCAGCCCCCAGCCAAACGGCUCUGCUGUAGACCGGGUUAUAAUACGAAUUGUAGACAGGGACAACGGGCCGGGGGUACGUUAUGUGGCGGUUCGGGUGCGGCCCAAGGUGGGUCGAGCAAAACCCUGAGUCCGGAGUCUCUGUUGGAUAUCUCGGCCCGGAAAGUGGCCGAGAAGUGGCCGUUUCAACGGGUAGAGGAGCGUUUUGAACGGAUCCCGGAGCCUGUACAGAGAAGGAUCGUUUACUGGUCGUUCCCCAGGAGUGAACGGGAGAUCUGCAUGUAUUCUUCGUUCAAUACGGGGGGAGAGGACAGUGGAACUAGCGGGGAAAAUAGUGAUGAGACGCGGCUGCCUUUCAGACGAGGUAUCGCUCUGUUGGAGAGCGGCUGUGUGGACAACGUAUUGCAAGUCGGGUUCCACCUCAGUGGAACAGUAACAGAACCGGCCACAGCGUCGGAACCCGAGCUCGUCUGCAGUGUGAGCGUCAGCUUCGACCGCUGCAAGAUCACCGCGGUAACGUGCGGCUGCGGCAACAAGGACAUCUUCUACUGCGCCCACGUUGUAGCGCUGGCCCUGUACCGUGUACGGAAGCCCGAGCAGGUCAAACUACACCUGCCCAUCUCAGAGACUCUGUUCCAGAUGAAUAGAGACCAGCUGCAGAAGUUUGUCCAGUACCUGAUAACAGUACACCACACCGAGGUGUUGCCCACUGCUCAGAAACUAGCUGAUGAGAUUCUGUCGACCAACUCUGAGAUCAACCAGGUCCAUGGGGCCCCGGACCCCACGGCAGGGGCCAGUGUAGAUGAUGAGAACUGUUGGCACCUGGAUGAGGAGCAGGUUCAGGAGCAGGUGAAACUCUUCCUCUCACAGGGAGGUUACCACGGCUCUGGGAAACAACUCAACCUUCUCUUCAGCAAGGUGAGAGAGAUGUUGAAGAUGCGUGACUCCAACGGUGCCAGAAUGUUAACGCUGAUCACAGAACAGUUUAUGGGCGACCCUCGCCUGGCUCUGUGGAGACAACAGGGAACCACCAUGACUGACAAAUACAGACAGCUGUGGGAUGAGCUAGGUGCCCUGUGGAUGUGUAUUGUGCUCAACCCCCACUGUAAGUCGGAGCAGAAGUGUGUGUGGCUGAGACAGCUGAGACGGUGGAACGGUGUUGACGUGUGUCCCUGGGAGGACGGAAACCACGGCAACGAACUGCCAAACCUCACACACGCACUGCCGCACGGCAACCCAGACUCGUCGUCUCGUCCUCACAGGACAGUGUUUACGAGGGCCAUCGAGGCCUGCGACCUGCACUGGCAGGACACGCACCUGCAGCGCAUCAUCACACACGACCUCUACACGCACUCACACGCACACUGUCACCACGACAACCAUGGCAGUGCAGGGGCACUGUUCGACGCCCGUGGCUGGCCCCUCUGGCAUGAGCACAUCCCUACAGCGUGUGCGAGGGUGGAUGCGCUGCGGUCACAUGGUUAUCCCAGGGAGGCCUUGCUGUUGGCCAUCGCUAUCGUCAACACUCUCAUACGGCAGCAACAGAAACAUCUUGAGCUCUUCCGCAGCCACAAAAAAGAGCUGCUCCAUAAAGGCAUGACAUCUGUCACCAACAUGGAGGGCUGGGUGGGACACCCCCUGGACCCUAUAGGCACUCUGUUCAGCACCUUACUGGACACGGGACGGGGAGACGAGGAGGGGCGCAACGCCUUCCUAGACUUCUCAGGCUCUGUGAGUACAGCCAAAAGGUCGGAGCCCCACCUCUUCCCAGCACAACGCUUACUGGACGAUGGCCAAUCGUUCGUAGCACUAGCCGUAGAGACUGCUCUGAUCGGCUUAGGGCAACAGAGGGUGAUGCCCGACGGCCUAUAUGCCCAGGAGAAGGUGUGUCGCAACGAAGAGCAGCUAUUGGCCAAGCUCCAGGAAGUGGAACUGGACGACGCACUGGUCAAGAUCUUCCGCAAGCAAGCAAUCUUCCUGCUAGAGGCUGGUCCAUACAGUGGUCUAGGAGAGUUGCUCUACAGAGAGAGUGUUCCCAUGCAUACCUUUGCCAAGUAUCUCUUCACAUCCCUACUACCUCACGACACAGAACUGGCGUACAAAAUUGCACUGAGAGCCAUGAGGUUACCGGUCCUGGAAUCCAUGGCCCCAUCAGGUGAUCUGUCCAGACCUCACCAUAUAGUGUCAAUGGUCCCUAAUCGCUACCCUCGCUGGUUCACUCUGUCUCACAUAGAGUCACAACAAUGUGAACUGGCCUCCACCAUGCUCACCGCAGCCAAAGGCGACGGGCGUAAGUUAGAAACGGUGUUAGAGUCCAUCCAGAAGAACAUCCACUCCUCGUCUCACAUCUUCAAACUGGCUCAGGACGCCUUCAAGAUCGCUACUCUGAUGGACAGUCUACCGGACAUCACAUUGCUCAAGGUCUCACUGGAGCUGGGUCUUCAGGUGAUGAGAAUGACUCUGUCCACGUUGAACUGGAGGAGGAGAGAGAUGGUACGGUGGCUUGUCACCUGUGCCACAGAAGUUGGUGUGUAUGCGUUGGAUAGCAUCAUGCAGAGUUGGUUCACCCUGUUCACCCCGACCGAGGCCACAAGCAUCGUUGCCACCACCGUCAUGUCCAACACCACCAUCGUCCGCCUGCACCUGGACUGUCACCAGCAGGAGAACCUGGCCUCCUCCGCCCGGACCCUGGCCCUGCAGUGUACCAUGAAGGACCCCCAGAACUGUGCCCUCUCCGCCCUCACGCUCUGCGAGAAGGACCACAUCGCCUUCGAGACAGCCUACCAGAUCGUCCUGGACGCGGCCGUCACGGGGAUGAGCUACACACAGCUCUUUACAAUAGCCAGGUACAUGGAGCACAGAGGAUAUCCCAUGAGGGCUUACAAGCUGGCCACGCUAGCCAUGGCCCACCUUAACCUCAGCUACAACCAGGACACCCACCCGGCUAUCAACGACGUGCUGUGGGCCUGCGCUCUGAGCCACUCUCUGGGGAAGAACGAGCUGACUGCCGUCAUCCCCCUGGUGGUGAAGAGCGUGAAGUGCGCCACUGUACUGUCAGACAUUUUGAGACGGUGCACGUUGACCACGCCGGGCAUGGUGGCGCUGCACAGCCGCAGGAACUCUGGGAAGCUGAUGUCGCUGGACAAGGCGCCGCUCAGGCAGCUGCUGGACGCCACUAUCGGGGCCUACAUCAACACCACGCACUCUCGCCUCACGCACAUCAGCCCGCGCCACUACAGCGAGUUCAUCGAGUUCCUCAGUAAGGCCAGAGAGACGUUCCUCAUGGCCCAGGACGGACACAUCCAGUUUACCCAGUUCAUAGACAACCUUAAACAGAUCUACAAGGGCAAGAAGAAACUCAUGAUGCUCGUACGGGAGAGGUUCGGUUGACGAAAGACUAAUAAACGUUUAAAAAAGACUUUUGUGAUUGGUCGACGACGGAUCUAUUGAGGUGAAGAGAUGGAGUGCGAUCACGCCCCCUUUUACUUGAUCCCGCCUUUGUAUCCUUUUGUAACUUAAAAAGUGACGGAAAAAAUGGAAAAUGGAAAGAAAAAACAGAAAACAAGAAAAACGAAACGACUAAAAACAAACAAUAAAAAAAGCCACAUCGGUAUUAAUGUGUAUAUAGACCCUAUUUAGUUCACAAACAAACAAAAAAAGAACAUUUGUUGAGGAAGUGUGUGUGUGUGUGUGUGUGUGUGUGUGUGUGUGUGUGUGUGUGUGUGUGUGUGUGUGUGUGUGUGUGUGUGUGUGUGUGUGUGUGUGUGUGUGUGUGUGUGUGUGUGUGUGUGUGUGUGUGUGUGUGUCUUUAUAUGUAUGAAGGAGAAGUGUGAGAGAGAGAGAAAUACAAUCUUUUGGUUUCCACUGAGUAUAUGUUGUCCAGUGGCGAGAUGUCCUCAUAGCACUCCAGUUCCCCUUCUGUUGAAAGCUCACAGAGACAAACACGGCUUAAACCAAACGGAGCAACUCCAUCAGACGUGACAAGUACCUCGUACGGACCCAGCUUUACUCCCCCCUUGUCCUCACCACUCAGUGUAGUCAAAGUGUGCAAACGGUAGAAGUAAAAGAACAACACAAACAAACAGUUCAUAUUUCUUGUUUUUCCUUUUUAUUUACUGUUUUUUGUUUCUUGAGUAACAGUGAUCACCAACUCCAGUCUGACUGUCUGCCAUGGCUUUGCAGUGUUGUUCACCCUGAUGCUACACACACACACACACACACACACACACACACACACACACACACACACACACACACACACACACACACACACACACACACACACACACACACUAAACAAGCAAAUAAACACAGAAAAACACACCCACACUCAGAAACACUGUAAACACACCCUUGCAGAAAACACACACUUAUACUGUCAUAGUGCUUGCGCUUGUGGAAACUUAGCAACUGUCAACAUACAUUCUCAGGGAUUUCUCUAAAAAAAAAAAGGAAAGUGAAAAAAGAAAGAGUGAGAGCAUUUUAUUGUACUGUGUAUAUAUAAUAGUAUAUGUCUGAAUAGUGAAAAACAAAUGUAUACGUUAACUAAUUUAUAAAUAAUAUUCUAUGUAAUGCAAAAUACUUGAAGCUGCAGUACCUUGGUUUUUAUAGCAAAAACAUAUCAGAAGGACAAUUAAAAUGUGUCGCCUUGCGUUGCAUCAUCAGGGGCCAGGACAAAGGUCAAAGGUUAGGGGUCACUUCAGUAGGACUGUUAGCUGGGUGACCCCGCCGAGACAGACAGACUGACACCCACUGGACUGCUUGACAGGAACUGGCUGUUUGCAAAACAGGACAUGGAUGUUGUAUUUUGUAUGGACCAGCAAAAUAUAUAUAUCCUCCAGUUGUAGACACAGUUUCAUUGGGCACCGCAGAAGAAGAGGAAAGAGAGAGAGAGAGAGACUUCCCAGGAGCCAGAUCAGUGAGCCUUAGCGUUACAGAUGCAGAACAAGGGCCCAGUGCCUAUGAAGCCGUCAAAUGUAGAUCUGACAAAACCCCUGACUCUUUACUAAUAAUCAGCGUAUAAAUUUGGCCUGACCACGCCUCCUGUCUCCUUCCGCAGUGAUCAAGUUACAAAAAAAGAAGCUCCAUUAUAUGCACAACAACCAACCAACAACAUGUUACAUGCCUCCACACAACCAACCAACAUGUACAACAUGCCUCUUCUGCUGACUCCCUGACUUUGUGCAGGACAGACAGUUGCUAUGUAGGUCUUGACUGUUCCAACGUUUUUUAACGCUUUUUGUUAUUUAUGUUUCUCUCUUUUUGAAUUUUUAAAAUUUCUCUCUAGAAUUCCUCAACGAGAACAGCCUUCUUUCUUGCCUUGUCUUAAUGCUUUAAAACAACCAAACGGGAGUUCUAACUACCAAACUUCGUUCAUUAAAUUUAAAGCCAACCAACUUUGGUUACAACUUUUAGUGUCUUUAAUUUUUAGCUGACUGGUUUUGUGUUCAGUGCUUUGAAAAUCCAUUCUCCUCUGUUUGUUUUUGGGGUGCAGAAACGUUGUCUAGUGUCUCAUGUCCCCUCCUCCCCUAGAGGUUUGUCCGUAGUUCCUUUGUCCAGAGGCGCAAAUAUAAUUCAUAUUCCAUUUUAUUUAUUAUGAUAGGUAAACGAUUGUACUUCUUCAACAGUGUCAGCAUUGCUCAUGAAGUUGAAAUUCAGAUUUGAUACACCGAUAUCAAUUUAUUUAUGUAACUAAAUCACUGUUUUAUAAACUUGUUAAUGAUUCAACUUUUUUUUUGUUUUAAUUAAAAUUAGUUUUUUGAGAGGA
Molecule: messenger RNA, 6111 nt
Organism: Oncorhynchus gorbuscha (pink salmon)
Lineage: Eukaryota; Metazoa; Chordata; Actinopteri; Salmoniformes; Salmonidae
Product: zinc finger SWIM domain-containing protein 6-like
Exons: 14
Coding region: 330-3734 (1134 amino acids)
Cellular component (GO): Cul2-RING ubiquitin ligase complex
Source: RefSeq, a predicted model, not a curated record